Messenger RNA from Paraglomus brasilianum, 227 nucleotides. NCBI's taxonomy places the organism in Eukaryota, Fungi, Glomeromycota, Glomeromycetes, Paraglomerales, Paraglomeraceae. The record is from the annotation of a GenBank genome assembly.
AUGACCACCGAUAAAAAAAAAGCUAAAGGCAAGCGAGUCCGACGCGACGUUUCACCAGAACGUGGCACAGUCUCCAGGUCGACGAACAUUACGGAUAAAAGCGACGAGAGUAUUUAUCAACUUAAAGACGCAGAGAAAGAGAUACUUGGGUCUAUUCUUACAGAUCCUGUUUUUCCGGUUGAAAAACUUGCGAAUAUUCUUUCUCAACUAGUGAACACUGGAACGAA